AUGCAUCCUCCUGCCAUCACCCAUGAGCUGGAGCCGGCUGCUGGUGCAGGUACCAUCGCAGAUGCCAUCGCAGGUAUCAUCGCAGGUACCAUCGCAGGUACCAUCACAGGUACCAUCGCAGGUACCAUCGCAGGUACCAUCGCAGGUACCAUCACAGGUACCAUCGCAGGUACCAUCGCAGGUACCAUCACAGGUACCAUCGCAGGUACCAUCGCAGGUACCAUCACAGGUACCAUCGCAGGUACCAUCACAGGUACCAUCGCAGGUACCAUCGCAGGUACCAUCACAGGUACCAUCGCAGGUACCAUCGCAGGUACCAUCACAGGUACCAUCGCAGGUACCAUCACAGGUACCAUCGCAGGCACCAUCGCAGGGGUGCUGAGCUGGUGUCCCCACACUGAGCAAUGA
Melopsittacus undulatus (budgerigar) is the source of this 408-nucleotide messenger RNA. Its product is annotated as period circadian protein-like. The transcript has 2 exons. Bases 1 to 408 code for a protein of 135 amino acids. The record is from RefSeq and is a predicted model, not a curated record. Lineage: Eukaryota; Metazoa; Chordata; Aves; Psittaciformes; Psittaculidae.